This is a messenger RNA of Rotaria sordida, 687 nucleotides long. The record is from the annotation of a GenBank genome assembly. Lineage: Eukaryota; Metazoa; Rotifera; Eurotatoria; Philodinida; Philodinidae.
AUGGCUCGUUAUUAUAAUAUUCCGAACAAAGUUAAUUUACCUCUUGUGUCACCUCCAAGCGAUAUUGAUCCAGUUUUUAUCUGUAAAUCUAAACCGUCUAUUAUUAUUGAAAGUGAAAAGAAAACACCAAGAUCAAUAAAACAUCGUCAUCCAAAUAUAAGUACUUCAAAAGAAAAUACACCUCCAAGGUGUAUUGCUGCACAUCAGAAAUUUCGUAAACCAUGUCAAACAAUGGUUAAAACGAUUGUAACAAAACCAGAUCCUCGACUUAUGUUUAAUUUUAUUGAUGUUAAUACGGAUUCUCGUCUUAGUUACCUUGAAUUUCGUUCUUGGAUGCUUAUGAUUGAUGCAACAUUAGCUGAACAUGAAUUACUUCAAAUAUUUAAUGAAAUGGAUCGAAAUGGCGAUGGUUUUAUUCAAUACAAAGAAUUUCGAGAUUAUUUUGGUGAUGAUCUUUUAACAAGUGAAGCAAAUGUUGCUGAAUUAACUACAUUAUUUAAUGAAAUCAAUACUGAUCAAUCGGAAACUAUAACACUUGAUCAACUUUUAGCAUUUUUUAAUCGAUAUUCAACAAUGAUAACAAAAGAAGAAGCACAACUUUUUCUCGGUAUGGUUUCCGAUGUUGGAAAUGAAAAUACUAUUACACUUAAAGAAUUUUUAAAAGCAAUGCGUGAAUGGAAAGUAUGA